AAUAAUUUCAGAGCGCGCGUGUAGGCAAGUGCUGCUCGUGUGUGUGUGUGUGUGCGCGCGCGUUGCGCGAAAAAUUAAUAAAUGCAGAAAGAGAGAGAGACUGGAAUUUUGAUCGUAUCUCUAUUCUAUAAAAUUUAGCGCACCGUCGCACCGUCGUCGCGUUCGUUCGAAAGUCGCUUACUUUCGAAUUACGAGUCGUUCCUUUUGGUUAUGUAGCGCGAUCACGUGGUACGGCGCGCCGCGCAUGCCAAGUAAGCGAGAUUGCGAGUGAGUGACACGAGAUAACCUCCUAACGACGCUUCUGUCAAACUUACCUCUUCGGUCGAACCUACGUGGGCUUUUAACGCUUUUUAAAAUGUCAUCCGUUAAGCUGCUGGAGGACAGAAUUGCUAACUUGGAGAAGCAAGUGUACGGGAUCGGCAAGACAGUUAAUAUUGACGAUCCCGCACCGGCGAAGGCUAUCAUCGACCGCCUCCUGGAUGUCAACUCGUUAAUCUACUCAGCGCUAUCAGGCAUAGAGAAGCCAAACCUGGUUAUCAAGCGAUUGCCGGAGCUGAAUGGCUACUUGGAGCCCAUUUCCGAGGACGUCGACAUGCCCACAAGUGCUAAAAGGCAGCUGUUGUUGACGAUGGAAUCGGAUAUCGUGGAGAAUCACAAACUGUUAACCAAAGUGGAGGAACUCGCGCCUGUCUUACAGUCGGAGCGUAUAAAAUGUGUACCCGAAUUAAGUAGCACUUUCAACAAGUUGUCGCUGUCAUAUCUCAGGGCGUAUGAAAAUUCGGAGGAGCUGAGCGCUCACGUACGCGAUCUCUUAUCUAAGUACAACGCAGUCGUACACAGUAUAUCGGAAUCAUUAAUUACUUUGGAUGCUGUGGUCGCAGCUGCGGAAUUAGCAGCCGCGCCAAAGAAACCAAUGGAAGAUUGAAUGAAGCGAUCAUUCCUCUGUCUUUCCUUGGUCUGUCAUUCUUAAUUUAUAUCGCGUUUUAGUUUCCACGUUAAUCUUAUUCUAACAGAAAUUCAAUUUUAUCAGUAAUCUUUUAAAUUUAUUUGUUAUCUUUGUCCUAUAUUUAUUGUAGCGAAAUGAAAUUUUAGAAAAGAAAUGCGUGAUUCGGAGCGGGAAGAAGAUACGAGGGUCUGUUUAAAAUACAUUUAUUUACCACUUUUACUUGAAAUAUAAAAAUACGCGUUCAUCAGUGACUAUAUGCAUACGUGAACAUACCUUACUGUUCAAUCUCUAUAUAUAACAAUGCAUUUUAUUAAAAUAAUCAUAUAUUAUAUACAUUUAUCCUAUCUAUUGCUUAAUUCUAUCCAUUGUUCAUUUCAGAAAUCCUGUUUUAGGAUCUCUGAGACAAACUGUCGAUUCGUAUAUAAUCAGACGUGUCUCGGUCUCUUAUUAUUAAUUGUUUCAUAAUUGAUGUACAAAGGAAAAAAUAUCCGAACUAUCACAAAAGUAGUUUUAAGUCGAUUACAGAUUAAAUUGAAGCGAAUUUCAUGUAAACUAGCAGUAAGAAAUUUUGUAAAUAAAAAAAUGGAAAUUC
Molecule: messenger RNA, 1538 nt
Organism: Ooceraea biroi (clonal raider ant)
Lineage: Eukaryota; Metazoa; Arthropoda; Insecta; Hymenoptera; Formicidae
Product: dynactin subunit 3
Biological process (GO): cytoskeleton-dependent cytokinesis
Cellular component (GO): dynactin complex
Source: RefSeq, a predicted model, not a curated record